AUGGCUGUUGGUCAGGUUUUUCUUCUUUGGAUUGCCGUAGUCUCCGAAUGCAUUGGAAUAGAAUCAGAGCAGCUGGUUUCUUACCAAUCUGACUGGCCGGUUGGUGACCCUAAACGAUGUUUGGACAAUGCCAAAAUUGGGAAAUUAAACUUAGAUCUUUUUGAGGUGCUGCCAGGCAUAGGCUGGGACAAUUUGGUCAACAAAGAAACAAAUCUGGUGUUCAGUUACAACUUUAGUCAAUGUAAAUUAACUGACGACAGACACUAUCUCCUGCCCAAUGACGUCAUGACAAUACCUAUUAAGGACAGUAAUUUACAAACUUUUGCCGAGGUCAUUGAAGAGUGGAAUGAGGCUAGGUCUAUGACUUCUGACACCAUCAAUGUCGACGUGGGAUUUGAAAAACCUUUUAUUUCCAUUAGCGGGAAAUUCUCUUACGAGCACCAACAGUUGAAGACAACACAAAUGAAGCACAAUGCCAUGACCACCAGGGUUCAGCUUCGUUAUCAAAGGUACCAAGUGAAAUUAAAUAUGGAUCCUCAACUGAGUUUACCAUUUAAAGACAGACUUUUAAAGAUUGGAGAGAAACUUUAUGCGAACCAGACAGAAUACGCUCGCUAUUUAAGUCAGCUGCUUGUUCGGGAAUACGGAACUCACGUACUGACGAGCUUAACUGCUGGUGCAGCUCUUGUCAAAGAUGAUUACUUGGACAGAUCUUUUUCUCAGCUUACAUCCGACGAGAAAUCCUCCAUUCUAGCAGCAGCUAGUGCAUCCUUCUUUGGAGUCUUUCACGUUGACGCGUCUUACAGCCACAAAAGUGAAAGCUCAAGUAGCAGUGGCUAUGACAAGAGUGUACGACAGUCAUACAUCUACACAUUUGGAGGGCCCAAGUUUAAAACCAACAUGGAAGUCGACCAAUGGGCUGACGGCGUGGACUCAAACUUGGUCGCAAUGGACAGAGCUGGCGAUCCACUUUAA
This is a messenger RNA of Biomphalaria glabrata, 975 nucleotides long. Its product is annotated as macrophage-expressed gene 1 protein-like. Lineage: Eukaryota; Metazoa; Mollusca; Gastropoda; Planorbidae. The coding region runs from base 1 to 975 and encodes 324 amino acids. The transcript is spliced from 6 exons. The record is from RefSeq and is a predicted model, not a curated record.